Molecule: messenger RNA, 9096 nt
Organism: Ahaetulla prasina
Lineage: Eukaryota; Metazoa; Chordata; Lepidosauria; Squamata; Colubridae
Gene: CCDC171
Product: coiled-coil domain containing 171
Exons: 27
Coding region: 589-4662 (1357 amino acids)
Source: RefSeq, a predicted model, not a curated record
ACUGCAGAGACAACUCUCGCAUCUAUUUUUCUCUCCAUCCAUUAUUAGCGUCAACCCGUUAACAGCGCCUAUAAUUUCUUAAAGCGGCAAACAGAGCGGGAGCAAAAUGUUUACAACACACUCCUUUAGCGCAUGCCCUGUUUAGCUGAUUGAAGCAAACAGAGUGAGGGCGAGUAAGCCCCACCCCGUUUAGAAUACGUUACAUCACAAUUUCACAUUCUUCCAAUGGGUAGUCUGAGACCGGAAGACGACGUGAAGCCCCUGAGCGAACAGCUAGUAGUUGUUCUCUAACCGGAAAAAGCCGUUGUAAAGUCAGUCUGAAGCUAGCAUGAAUGUCCGGGCUUUCCCGUUACUCUCUGGGUCCUAAAGCCCUCCCAGAAAAUAACCUGGUGCUUUACAGAUUGUUCAUAUCCGAUAGCUUGGCGAUCUCAUGAUUCCUGCUUUCAAAUACAGGCGCGACAAACAGGUUUUAAUGUGACUUCAAGAAGUUGGAAAACAAGUGAUGUUUGAAAUCUUGUGGUGCAAACAAUAUUACCUAUGAAAAUAGCAUUGUAUGUUCAGAGAACAUAAAGCAGAAAAUUAGUUGUAAUGGAUUCUCAAGUAAAUUACUCAGUCUCUGAAAUGAAACGGAACUUUGGAAAGACUUUUCUUCACAAGCACAGUGAAGCUGAUAUGGAAACAAAGGAAGAUCUGAGAAGGAAACUCCAUCAAGCCAAGAAAGAUAAGCUUGACAUAACUGCUAAGCAUAAUGCAGAGCUAUCAAACUAUGAAAGCCAGAUUGCAAAACUGCGAGCAGAAGUUGAGAAGAGCGAAGCUGUCCGACAAAGUCUGGAGUAUGAAUUAGCUGUAGCAAGGAAAGAAGUUGGUAUAGAACGGUAUUCAUCAGAAGAAAAAUUAGGCGGAGCAAACAAACAAAUAGAACAGCUGCAAGAAACCAUCAGAGCUCUUCAGCAGAAAUUGAAUGAGGCAGAGAAAACAUUUCACAUCAAUAAAUGUCAGUGGGAUGAAAAACAGCGAAGAUUUAUCAAUGAAUUAUCAGAAAAGGAGUUGCUUAUUAGUACCUGUCAUGCUGAAUAUGAAACCCUUUUAAAAGAAAGGAUGAGAUUGGAUGAUAUUUUGAAGGAGACUUUGGAAUGCCAGAAGGAACAGAAGAACGUGAUAGAGUCAGAGAUCAUAAAAGUGGCAGAAGAAGAAUUUAGGUGUCAGGCAGAACAUUGGAAAUCAGAAAGAAAUGAACUCCAAUUUUUGUUGCAGGAAAGCACCAGCACGGUGCAGAAUGUCCACAAAAAAAUACAAGAGCUAGAAAGAGAACAUAAUGGCUGUUCAGAAGCCUUGAGGCGACAGGCCAGCGAACUUCAGUUUGCGGCUGAGCGAGAGACUCGGCUUAGAAAAGAACUUGAGCUAGCUAUGGUCAGAGUAAAAAAACUGGAGGAAAACAUUGAGGCAGAGAGGGCGUCACAUCUGGAAUCCAAAUUUAAUUCUGAAAUAAUUCAGCUACGGAUCCGAGACCUUGAAGGAGCUUUGCAAGUGGAGAAGGCCAGCCAAGCAGAAGCAAUCUCUGACUUGGAAAUGUUCAAAGGCAAAUUUAGAGAGGUGGAAAAUGCCUAUGAAAGAGAGAAGCGUAAUGCUCACGACAGCUUGGAAAAAUUCAGCACAUUACAACGGGAGCAUCUAUCUGCAAACAAACAGCUAAACGAAGAGAUAGAAGAAAAGAAGAAAGUAAUUAAAGACCUCUCUGAGACACUCCAGGAUAAUGAAAAAAGUUACAAAGAAUUACAGGCUGAACUUCUUCUGACCAGGAAACGGCAGGCCUUCCUAGCAGAGACAUGUGAAAACAAUGUGAGAGAGCUGGAGUCACUUCUGGACAGCUUUACUAUGUCAAACCAGUGGACAGCAGGUGCAGAUUUGCAGUGCUUCUCGAUCCUUAACUACAGCGAUGACUGCAUUCACAAGGACAAAGAUAAACCUCCAAGCUUCACUCUUGUCCUUGAGACUUUGAGGUGUACCUUGACAGAUUACCAGAACAAGCAGGAAGAGGCAUCUAAUGAGCUAGAGAAACUGACAGUUCUUUCUGAGAAGAUGGCAAAAGAACUUGAGGCUUCCCAACAUCAGCUAAGAUCUCAAACUCAAGAACUUCAGGUAAAACAUGACAGUCUCACUGAUACCAAGAAGGAGUUAAAUAAUUUGCAAACUAAGUGUGCAGACAGAGAAUCCUUAAUAGCUACAUUAAAAAUGGAACUACAAAAUGUAUUGCAUUGCUUGGAGAAAGAGAAAGCGUGUUGUACAGAAUAUAAAACUGAAAUUCAGAAGCUCACACAGGCUUAUGAGACAGAUACAGAGGAGAAGCUAACUUUCCUCCAUACUUUGUACCAGCACUUGGUAGCAGGCUGCGUUCUUAUAAAGAAAUCAGAAGGCAUCCUGGAUAAAUUCUCUUGGUCGGAGCUUUGCACAGUCUUGCAAGAAAAUGUUGAUACGCUGAUCUUAGACCUCAACAAGGCUAAUGAGAAGGUAUCACACCUUGAAUAUGUUUGUAAAAAUAAGUCAGAUACAAUGAAGGAGAUUCAACAGACCCAAGAAGAGACUUUGAAGAAAUUUGCAGAACAGAUGAAAGCUCAAGAAAGCUGUUGGUUAAAGCAGAAGAAAGACUUGGAACAGCAAUAUUCUGGACUCCUUGGGGAAGUUCAGACCAGGGCCCAGAAAUACCAAGACAUGGCAGAAAAAGCCAAAGACAAGUUCUCUGCUACUGAAAAAGUCCAAGAGCAAUUACUCCUUGAGAAUUCACACCUUAAAGCUUUGUUGACGCAGACUCAGAAAGAACACAGAUCUCUGCUAGCAGCUUGCGCACUGUUGUCAGGGGCACUGUAUCCCCUCUACUGUCGGUCCUGUGCCCUCUCGACCCAGAGAGAUGUUCUUCAGGAUCAGGUCAACACCUGUGACAUGUUCAAGCAUGAAAUCAGGAGACUGGCCAGUGCAUUGUGUGAAACUGAGGAGAGGAAGCAAAGCAAUAGCAAGGUGAAGAAGAAAAGGCAUUCCAGAAGCUGGAUACACCUUUUCCGAAAAAGUGUUAUUGCGGUGCUGGCUGUCCACCGGCUUCAGAUUUUAUGCAGCCAGUCAUGCAGCUCCCUUUUCUCCUGGGUAGAUGGUGUCAGAGAAGGCAUAGGAAUCCCUGUCUGCAUUGGAGAUUCCAAGGAUGUGCAUAAUCUGUCAAGACAACAAAAGGAGCAGAUUCGCUGCCUUCAAGCAUUCACUUGGUUUACCAGUUGUGACCUUCUUACUGCAGUCCUUAGUUCUAUGGCUGAACUACAAGAAGUAAUUAGCAAGGCAGAUACAAACCAACUGUAUUUAGAGACUGGUUCUUUUUCUUUCAAAGAUAUGAAAUCCUGGCUUUCGGGACACUUGCUCACCAACGCAGCCAAAAAUUCAUUUUCAAAACUUAUGGAGAAACUUUGCGUCGUGAUGGAAGUUCCUCCAGCGGACAGCAGCCGGAGUAUGACUUAUGUAGAGAAAGACUCCUUGGUUCAGAGACUGGCUCGUGGGCUCCAUAAAAUAAACGCACAGACCCUCGAAGCUGGCAUAACUGACAGGACCCCUGCUAUGAAAACCAUAGCGUCCUUGCAGAAGCAGAUAUUCGAAUUUACACAAAGGCUGCACACAGCAGAAGUAGAACGGCGGUCAUUGCGCUUGGAGCUCACAGAAUUCAAACGGAAUUUGAAUGAGAUGAAGAAAGAGGCUGACAAAGCUCAUAGUUUGCAAGAGCAAUUAUAUGUGUUUAAGCAAUCUAAAUUGAUCACCCACGAGAGGUUUGAAAGUGCAUGUGAAGAACUAAAUAAUGCAUUACUCCGGGAGCAGCAGGCCCAAAUGCUUUUGAAGGAACAGGCGCAGCAGCUCCAGGAGUUGCAAUUUAAACUGGAAUUGCAUUCUUCGGAAGAGGCAGACAAAAACCAAACUCUCAGUGAUGCCGUAAAGAGUCUCUCCGAGGCAAAGAUGGAGCUGAGAAGAAAAGAUCAAUCUUUGCGUCAGCUCAAUAGACAUCUUACCCAGCUGGAGCAGGACAAGCGUCGGCUGGAAGAGAGCAUCCAUGAUGCAGAGAGUGCCCUCCGCAUGGCAGCCAAAGACAAAGAAUUAAUUGUUAGUCAUAUGAAAUCAGUGGAAUCUAUCUUUCAAAAUGUCAGAGAUCAGAUCUCGCUGUCAUGGACUACAGCAAGCAGGAAUGACUUCGCCCUGCAGCUGCCUAAGCUGCACCUGGAGACCUUUGCAAUGGAAGGGCUGAAAGGCGGGCCAGAGGUUAUAGCAUUCCAGGCGAUGAUUAUAAGCUUCAUAGAUGUCUAUCAGUUUGCAUGCUCCAGAGUCUCUGCAUUAGAACGAGAAAUAACAUCCCAUCGGCAUCACAUUGCAACUCUGAAAUCAGAACUCCAAACAGCUUGUCUUCGUGAAAAUGAAAGCUUACACUCAGAUUCACGAAACGCUUCAAGCAUCCUUACUGUGUCGAGCUCUUUACCCCAGCUAGAUCAAGGCUGUCUUCCAGGGUUUUUGCCACUGAAGUCCGAAUCAGAUUAUGAUCUGCCUUUUACCUUGGCACACAAUAGACCUCCAAUUUCAUCAUCCUUUCCUUCAAACCUACAUGUCAUGCCUGCCAAAAGAGCAAUGCCAAAUGGAUGCUAGAAUCUAGUCAUUUUGUAAGCAGCUGGAAGAGAAUUAAUUAAAGUCCGAUUUUAUUAGGAUGUUUUUAGCCUUUGAAUUGAAGUUUGCUCUCUAUGCAUUUCUGUGGCGUUAAUUUUACAUUCUUCGCGGGAGGAAGGAGGGGGCCACGUUCAUACAUGCCGCACAUCCCAUGCCUAGCAUAGUAGAAGGGUCAUUUUUUUUAAAAAAAACCAAAACUUUUAUUUACCGUGGUAGCUCAUUUUUAUGUAAUAUAUUUUUAAAUGUUAAAGAAUGACACAUUUGGGGUAAUUUUCCUCAGACUUUUAAAAAAAAAAUCAAUAAGCCAUUUUAUUCUCUAUCUAUCAAAGUUGUUUCAUACUUGUCUAUUUUAAAACAGGGCUGCAAUACUUUAAUAGGAUUGAGAGAGCUAUUUGAAAUGUAUGCCAAUGAUUCCUGUCAUUUCAUGGCAGCCCUGCCAUGGUUCACUGAGCCCUCUCUUCUCUCUUGUCAGCUCAACUGAAGACAAGCAUUUAGUUGCAAACUUUAAGCAGGUUGUGCAAAACAGAAAUGAUGUGACUGCUUCUCCUCCUGCACAAUUAUGUCACUCCUGGUCAAUGUGAGAAGGUCAGGUUGCGCCUUGUAAAGCUACAUGAUACCACUUGCCCAUUUGAACAAGUUAAGUGCAGACUCCGGUCCCUAACGGCCCCUUUUUUUAUCAAGUCGGCAUUUGAUCAGGAAGUAGAAACAAUGGUGUGUAGGGAGAUUUGGAGAGGAUGUGUGCUUUCAUAAGGGCAGUUCUCAAGCCAGCAUCACAGGUAAUAAAUUUAGUCCGAGUUUCAAGACUUUAAAGUAAUGGCUGCUCUGACCUUCAAAAUAAGCUCCUUUCUUUGUUGUUGUUGUUGUUGGUAGGACCCAAGAGUGACGCCCAUCUUUGAUGCUGACAGAAUUUAAAACAAGGCCAUUGCCCUGCAUUUUCUGCCUUGUAGCACACAAAAGUAAAAUUGUAUGUCAGGCCAAGAUGUCGGGGAGCUGACAAGAUGCCCCAGUGACAUUUCAGCUGGAAAGAGCAAGUGUCUUGCAACCAAGUGGUCAAAUAUCAAAUAAUAGGUCAAGCAGGAAGGAGCUGAGUUCUAACCACAAAGAGGUUUCUGGUAACUUACUUGACAAGCUUUUGGGCGCUUUGUGGCUUGACAAAGUGAUAUUCUGUUGGGUAUCGCUAGACAGUCUGUUCUUUAUUGCCUUCAGAAGAUCAGACAUUGACAUUGAUUAAACUCUUUAACCCUUAAAGGUUAAAUUCUGGCUGUAUGCAUCAUUGUGAGGAAAGAACAAAAGAAAUUUUGUAAUAUAUACCAUUUGUUAUGGUAUUAAUCACCCCAACUCCCCAGCGCCAUUAACAUUUGAUGUGUGAUGUAGUUUUUGACAGGGUUAUUGAAUGCAAAAUCUAUACGUUAGAUUGCUUCUCAUUAUAGAUCAGAGAUACAUUAGAAAAAUAACAUUGUGCUUGGUGGAAUUUGUAAUUUCUCAUGCUUUGAUAAGAGUAGGGUUUGAUUCCGUAAACCUGACUGCUAACAUUUGUCUUUGUCCUAUCAUCCCAGAAGACAAUAAAUUUGCAUAUGUUAUACACCUACCAUUAUCAGUAAAAUCAUGUAAAUUCCUGACUGGUAAUUCCAAAGCCACUCGGCAGAACUUUGAAAUUUUUCAAGUAUUUCUUAUUUUAAGAUUUCAAGAGGGUUUUCAUACCUGCAGUUGCAACUGUAUUCAUUUAAAAAAUGAGCAAAUAAUUUUCUUUAAAAGGUCUCUCUUCAUAGCAUGUUAUCUUUGGUCUAUUUAAGGCAAUAUCCCCCACCCCCCGACUAUUUCUACCAAGAGAAAAACCGGAAAAAGUAACAUGCGUUAUUCCAAUCAGAGAUUGCUUAUCUUUUCCAUAUGGAAUUUUAGCAUGCUUUGUUUUGUGCUGUUUUUCAUUGUUUUAAUUACAGUACAUACUUAGCCUUUUUAAAAAAAAAAAGAGGUAUAAGAUGGAAGUUGAUAAGAUUUGCUUAUCAGCUGUAUAAUAAGACACAGUUUGAGAUUAAAAUAAACAUAAUAAUUUAAACAUUAUUGGUUUUUGGAGAAUUGGAACAGAUCUUAUUUGCCUUUUUUACAGAGCACUGGAAAUUCAUAAGGAGUAUAUAGAUAGAUAUACCUUUUACAAGCAACAAGUCUUAAUAUUUUUAAACAGAGAGUUUACAAAGCAAGGUGAUCACAGCUAAUAUACUUUGGAAGUAGUUACAGCUACAUCACAGAACAGAUACGAGAGCAGCAAUCUUAAAUCUUUUUAUUGCAGCAUUUCCCACGGAAACAAUAUAUACUCGAGUAAAAUUUGUUCCCAUUGCUUUAUUCCCUGCUGCUCACAGCAAUGCUUUGUACCAAAUUAGGAUUUGCACAGUUCUGCUUAUAUUUGCUAUUUAUACAAAAUACAUCUAUACUCAUGAAUUCAUAUAUAAAAUUCUCUCUCCCAAUAUUUUUCCUUUUUUCUGAUCUCAGCAUUCUGAUCAAUAUUCAGGAGGGUGUGUGUGUGUGUGUAGAUGUCAAGCUUUAUUAGCUCCACAUUUAGAAAUCUAAUUAUUAUAACUGCACCUAAUGUAAUGAAAUCAUGAUUCUAUCAUCAAAUUUUUUUUAAUCCAUGACAUGCUUAGUUGUUUAUACGGUCAUUGAUGAUACUCAGAACUUAUCAACCCUGUGAUUAGAAAACACACGUAAAAUUAUUAAAUGAAUUCACCACUAAAUUUUAGUACACACAGAAAUAUUCAACCAGGUAAAGGCAUCAGGUCCACAGAAUCUUGACAGUUUGGUCAAAAUAGCAACACAAGUGUCACAACAGCAUGACACAAGCCCUACAGCUUUGCCACUAUGAUGUCAGGGGCGUGUGCAAAAGUGGCAGAGCCUACAGCGUGACACUUAUGUUGUCCAUUCCCUCACACGCAUACUCUCUCCAUGCCUUGAUGAAUAUAUUGUAUAUAUACAUAUGUAUGUAAAUAUUUAGUUCUUAACAACUGUGGCAAGAAAGGUCAUAAAACGGGGCAAAUUCACUUAAUAGAUGUCUCACAUCGCAACAGAAAUGUUGGGCUCAAUUGUAGUCAUAAGUGGAGGACUACUUGUACUUACUUGAUCAUACCAGUAAAGAUAUAUAAAACUGUACUGCAGUGGUAGUCAACCUGGUCCCUAUCGCCCACUAGUGGGCGUUCCAGCUUUUAUGGUGGGCGGUAGGGGUUUUGUCCGAUACUGAAGCACUUUCGUUUUUUUUAAUUUAAUUGACUUUUAAAAAAAAUUUCAUAGCAUUAUUUAAAAAUAUUUUCAUUAGGUUUUCAUAAAAUUCCCCGCGACAGUUUAAAUUUCUGAAAAUAUACUAUUUGUAUCACCCACCAUAAGUUUAGUUCACGUUAUGUAAGUGAAACUAAAUGGCGUUAUAGUGUGACCGCAAACAAAAGAGCCUCGUCCCAGAAUAGCUUGCACAUCUCCCCCCACACCACCCAGCUGUAACAGAGAAGCAGAGCUGGUAGCUGGCGCCCCCCCAAACCUAAUCCAUGAUGCGCGAGAGGCAUGCGCAGACGAUACACAGUGCAUUAUUGUGGAACUGGUGGGCGGUUAGAAAAUUUUACUACUAACAGAGAUACAAAAGUGGGCGGUAGGUAUAAAAAGGUUGACUACCCCUGCUGUACUGUAUCCCUUCAAGAAGUUUAACAUGUAUUUUUUUUUACAUGCAGGCUAUAACUUAUAUAUAAUGAAAGAUUGCAUGAAAAGACUUUUCAUAGGAUUGGGCAAAUUCUUAUACAGAAAAAGAUUUGCUAGAAUUUCUCAAUAGAAAUUAGAAUUGAAAUCCCACAUGCCAUUGAUUCGUUUUUCGAACUGGCACUUAACGUGCUCCACCCAAGCUAGCCCAGUUAAGUUUGAAUAAUUAUUGAAAUUGGAUAAGAACCAUAUCCAAUGUCUUAUGCUCAUUCUAUAUCCAGUUUAUCUGCUUACUAGAAAACAUGAAACAGAAGAUGUUUGUGAAGCCUUCUCAGCCACUGUUUCCAUAAAAUCUGUUAAUAUCAUGGAUCUAUUUUACAUCAACUGACAUGACCCAAAUGGCAUCAUUGUAAUAAGGUUAUAUUUUCUAGAAUUUAGUUGACAAUAACUUCUCCACCCAUUUAUUUAAUUUUUAGGUUUGGGCUACAUAAGAUUUUAACCUAAGAGGCUUUGCAUUUCGAGGAGCUUUCUACUGAAUGCACACAAUAAAGAAACCAUUAUUAUUGUAUGUUCCAAUGUGACAGAGUAUAAAUACCAUGUGAAUUGUAAAUUUGGGGGCUGAUGAAAGAAAGAAAGCAGAAUGGAAGAGCAUUUUAAGGAAGUAGAUUUGACCAUAUUAUCCCUCUAUCCAUCUUAGCAAUGCAGUUGGUUGGAUGUAGCACAAAAGUAGGCUUGAAAUAAAGU